AUGGGUGCUAGUUGUAACGAUCAGAGAAAGGCGGUGGCUAUUUGUUUGCAAAGAUCACCUUGUGUUAUGAUUGAAAGAAAUACACCUAAAAAAUGUCUAGAAGAUCCAAAACUACAAAAGGACCUGCCAGAACUUUGCAUAGCACAAAUGAAAGCUUUCAUAGAAUGUAAACGUGGCAUGGUAGACAUGACAAAGAGAUUUACAGGAAAUGGCCCCUUAUCUACUGGAAAAAAUAACGAACAAUACGAGAACUUAUGUUCAGGUAAUUUUGAUCCAAGAGAAGAAAUGAAAAAGGUAGAACGUUGA
This is a messenger RNA of Eremothecium cymbalariae DBVPG#7215, 306 nucleotides long. It is a transcript of the gene PET191, whose product is annotated as Pet191p. Gene Ontology annotation, biological process: mitochondrial respiratory chain complex IV assembly. Gene Ontology annotation, cellular component: mitochondrion. The record is from RefSeq and is a predicted model, not a curated record. The transcript has a single exon. NCBI's taxonomy places the organism in Eukaryota, Fungi, Ascomycota, Saccharomycetes, Saccharomycetales, Saccharomycetaceae. The coding region runs from base 1 to 306 and encodes 101 amino acids.